Messenger RNA from Bubalus bubalis (water buffalo), 1543 nucleotides. RefSeq names its product ubiquitin conjugating enzyme E2 T (gene UBE2T). Lineage: Eukaryota; Metazoa; Chordata; Mammalia; Artiodactyla; Bovidae. The transcript has 7 exons. The record is from RefSeq and is a predicted model, not a curated record. Gene Ontology annotation, molecular function: ubiquitin conjugating enzyme activity. The coding region runs from base 741 to 1319 and encodes 192 amino acids. Gene Ontology annotation, biological process: protein polyubiquitination; DNA damage response. Gene Ontology annotation, cellular component: nucleus.
CAGUGAGUGCGUGCUGACAGUAACUGCGGACCACAGCUGACUGGCCAGCAACUGGAUUCCCGUGUGGUUCGCGGCUCCCGGCGGGGCCAGCUCCCGCAGCCCACGGGAAGCCUCGGGAGCACCGCGGGCUUGCGGGGCCGAGAGGACGCCCACGCCGCGGCCACCCGGAACCACGGCUACUUAACGCCGGUCUGGGCCGGAAGCAGAAGUCCCGACUGGACCGCCCGCGGGAAGGUUCAGCAGGACCGGCCGCUCCUCCCGCAGCCGAGCCGGAGGCGUGGUGGGCGCGGCCCGAGCGCGGCGGACGGCCCCAGCGCCGCGCGCCCCCGGUCGGAACCCGGCUCCGAACGUCCGGUUCCUCGGGCUCUCGGGUCUGACGGUCCUGAGGCGGCAGCCCCACCGCGCAAACACCCGGACAGCAGUCAGCUCCCACACAGACGCUCCCGGCUCCUCCCAGCUCGCCUCCUCCCGUGACGCAGCGAGCCAAAGACUCGACAGUCCCCGCUCGCCGCGCUCGCGUUCAAAGGGCGUGGGCGGGGCCCGCCGGAGCCCGGCCAAUCGGAGGCUGCGCGCCUCCCGGGCGGCGCUCCGGACCAAUCACAGCCUCCCGGGCGGAAGGCGGGGCAAGGCGGUGGCUGGGCUCGCGCAGGCGCGGUGCCGGGUGCUCGGAGCCGUUGCCCUGCGAGGAGCUACCGCGCAGGAUCCCAGCCAGUGUGAACUGAGUGCUUCUGCCUGAGGUCAUGCAGAGAACAUCGCGUCUGAAGCGAGAGCUGAGCCUGCUGGCCGCGGAGCCGCCCCCGGGCAUCACGUGCUGGCAGGACGGGGACCGGAUGGAAGACCUGCGAGCACGUGGAGCCAACACACCUUAUGAAAAAGGUGUUUUCAAGCUGGAAGUUCACAUUCCAGAGAGGUACCCAUUUGAACCUCCUCAGAUCCGAUUUCUGACUCCAAUCUAUCACCCCAACAUCGACUCUGCGGGACGGAUUUGUCUAGACGUUCUCAAGUUGCCACCAAAAGGUGCCUGGAGACCAUCCCUCAACAUCGCAACCUUGCUGACUUCCAUUCAGCAGCUCAUGGCCGAGCCCAACCCGGACGACCCGCUCAUGGCUGACAUCUCCUCAGAGUUUAAAUACAACAAGCCAGUCUUCCUCAAGAACGCCAGGCAGUGGACAGAGAAGCACGCACGGCAGAAGACAGACGAGGAAGGGGCGCCUGGCAGCCUCCCCACGGUGGGCAGCUCAGAGGGACCCAGGGCCGCACAGAAGAGGAAAGCUGGGCAGCUGGACAGCGAGGGAAGGAGGUUUUGCCCUGACGUUUAGGGAUGGUCCUGGCCUGUCUUUGCCGGGAUGGUCCAAUUUGCCUACAUUUCUGGACUGUUUUCUUUGUAUUUGAUGAUGUGAUCAUUUUUGUAUCUUGUGAAACAGACCUUGUAUAUUUAUGUGUUCUGCUUUAUAUUGAUUCUUUGAGAGUUAUUUUAUUUAUCUUGUGCAUAUUGAUUUUAAAACUUGUAAGCCUGAAAAAUAAAUAGUCAUUUAAUGUUGAA